Zygotorulaspora mrakii is the source of this 1830-nucleotide messenger RNA. RefSeq names its product branched-chain-2-oxoacid decarboxylase THI3 (gene THI3). Bases 1 to 1830 code for a protein of 609 amino acids. The transcript has a single exon. The record is from RefSeq and is a predicted model, not a curated record. Gene Ontology annotation, molecular function: magnesium ion binding; carboxy-lyase activity; thiamine pyrophosphate binding. Lineage: Eukaryota; Fungi; Ascomycota; Saccharomycetes; Saccharomycetales; Saccharomycetaceae.
AUGAAUUAUACUCAAUCGAAUGGGCUUCCUGAGUAUAUAACACUUUCCGAAUAUCUUUUCCACAGACUAAAACAAUUAAAUAUAGAAACGAUUUUUGGUCUGCCAGGAGCUUUCAACACAGCAUUGAUAGAUAAAUUGUAUACUGUAUUAAAUUUACGUUGGGCAGGUAAUACUAAUGAAUUAAAUGCUGCCUAUGCGACAGAUGGUUAUUCAAGAUUAAAAGGUCUAGGCUGUCUGGUAACAACUUUUGGAGUUGGUGAACUGAGCGCAGUUAAUGGCAUAGCUGGUUCAUAUGCGGAGCAUGUUGGUAUAUUACAUGUCGUAGGUAUGCCACCAACGAGUGCACAAACUAAACAACUAUUGCUACAUCAUACUUUGGGCAAUGGCGAUUAUAACGUUUACAGUAGAAUGGCAAGCGAAAUCACAGCUAACACAAGAUUGAUCAGUGACACAGAAUUGUGCGCAGAACAUGUUGAUCAAUCCAUUUGCACGGCCUGGAUACAACAGAAACCUGUUUAUCUCGGUAUACCGAUAAAUCUCAAUGACACCCCAGUUGAAUCUAAAAAAUUAAACUAUGCAUUAAACAUUCAGGCACCUACUAACAAUCCGGUAGUUGAGAACGAGGUUAUCGAACAAAUUUUGAACAAAAUCUACAAGGCAAAGAAUCCAGUGAUUAUAUCUGAUGCUUGUGUUACGAGGCAUCGCUUAAUCAAACAGACUCAAGAGUUUUGCGAAAGGACAAAAUUCCCAGUGUUUGCUACACCGAUGAGUAAAGGUUCAAUUGACGAAAGCCUAAUGAGCUUUGGUGGGGUUUUCAUGGGCUCUAUCUCUUCACCAGACGUUAGAGAGGUUGUUGACUUUGCAGAUGUCUUGAUCGUCAUUGGUUGUCUCUUAUCGGAUUUUAAUACUAGCUCAUUCCAUUUUGCAUAUAAGACAAAGGAUAAUGUCCUUAUUUAUCCAACUUGUGUUAAAUUAAAAAACUCAACCUAUCCAGAUCUCUACAUUGAGUCGUUGAUGAAGGCACUCCUGUUUGCCUUAGACGAGUCACGAAUAACUUAUACAGCUACUCAUCCACAAAGAAUGAUAGUACCUAGAUCGGAACUACCAAAUAGACAUUCACUUAGACAGGAAUGGAUUUGGAAUCAGAUCUCACAUUGGUUCAGAGAAGGUGAUAUUAUAAUAACAGAAACAGGUACCUCUUCAUUCGGUAUUAAUCAAACCAAAUUUCCACAUGGAUCUUCCGGUAUAUCUCAACCACUUUGGGGGUCAGUCGGGUAUUCUCUUGGUGCCUGUCUCGGUGCUUCCUUCGCUUUGCAAGAAUUAAAGCUGAAUCAGUUGAACCCUUUUCCUAGCAGAGUCAUUUUAUUCGUAGGUGACGGUGCUUUCCAAUUAACAGUGCAGGAGCUUUCGACGAUUAUAAGAUGGGGAUUGACUCCAUACAUUUUCAUACUGAACAAUCAAGGUUACUCCGUUGAUAGGUUCUUACACCAUCGAUCGAAUGCAAGUUACUAUGAUAUUCAAUCUUGGGACUAUCUGCGAUUAUUACCGACUUUCGGUGCAACAUCAUACGAAACCAAAAAAGUUGUCACCGUUGGUGAUUUCUUGCAGAUGAUUCAUGAUCCCGGAUUUUCUAAGGACGACAAGAUAAGAUUGCUAGAGAUUAUGCUACCACCAAUGGAUGUGCCUCAAGCUUUGAUGGAUAAGUGGCUAACAGAGCAAGAAACGAAGAAAAGAACGGGAAGCGAAUCUGACAUAAGUACACCAAGCUCCCAAAUUAGCAUAAAAAGAAUCAAACCAGAAAAUUUGAUGCUCGCCGAUAAUGAUAUAUGA